Messenger RNA from Monosiga brevicollis MX1, 2280 nucleotides. RefSeq lists its product as uncharacterized. The coding region runs from base 1 to 2280 and encodes 759 amino acids. Gene Ontology annotation, molecular function: carbohydrate binding; hydrolase activity, hydrolyzing O-glycosyl compounds. The record is from RefSeq and is a predicted model, not a curated record. The transcript is spliced from 8 exons. Gene Ontology annotation, biological process: carbohydrate metabolic process. NCBI's taxonomy places the organism in Eukaryota, Choanoflagellata, Craspedida, Salpingoecidae.
AUGGACCAGGGUGACCUCUCCGACCCGCACCGUCAGCCGAGUGGCGAGCGCGGUGACCUAGCCACAACGACCUUCAUGAAUCAAACGUGGAGAGACACACAACCCCAACGCGCUGGCCAUGCGACCCCCUACCUUAACCUCUCGAGCACGACGCGGCGGAUCCAACUUGCAGAGAAGGACGACCUCGUCUAUGGUCUGAUACCAGGACCCCCAGGGCGUGUCGACCACCACUACCCCGCUCGUUUCAUCAAAAUCAGCCAUCCUCACCGCGACGCGCAUGCCAACGAUAGGGUGCACCAGUCCCCUUGUGAUUUGAAUCAAACGGCCGACGCACAACAGGGGUUUCGCCUGAAAAACAAGCAAAUCAUGGCCUCCUCGCAAGACUUGUGUUUUACAAUCGCCCCUUCAAAGCCGGAUCCAGAAUCAGGCACCCCCGAGAUUAUCCUCAAACCGUGCAAGACUGGCAAUAUGAGCCAAGAAUUUUUCUACAAUACCAGCAGCAUGCAGCUGCAACAUCUGCACGAGCGUUUGUGUCUGGACCUGGACUCGGACGACUCGCGCGUCGAGCUGUACCCUUGCCAGGACCAACCCAGCACCAACGAACAAUGGUUGCUCAAUAUAACCAACCGUAUCGUUUCUGCUGAAGACGACCAGACCACCUGUUUGGCAGCCUGUCGGGGAAUUGCUGGCGGCAACGUGGGCACGCUAGCCAACAUCAGCCUCGCCGGCAAGCACGCCGCGCGCCUCGAGACCGACAAGGGCUAUACUGUUCUCCUUGAGAGCCUGGCUCAGGAUGUUAUACGGGUGCAGUUUGAACCCUUCGGUAGCUUCACAGCCGCUACAGACUUGGGCAUUGUGCUCAACGAUCGAUUUGAUACCCCGCCAGCGGUAUUGGAGGUGCGCGAUCACGUGAUCAAGGCAGGCGCUGUCACUGUCACCGUGUCACAUGCACUGAUGGGCCUCGAGGUGACAGAUGCGGCGGGCAACAUCGUGCUCAGCGAGAUUUACCCGCUCACAUGGAACACCUCAAGUCUGUGGCAAACGAUUGCACUCGCACAGGACGAGCAGAUCUUUGGAGGGGGCAUGCAGAAUGGCUACUGGUCACAUCGUGGUCGCGAUGUGUUGAUCGAGGAAGUCUCCACAGCCGGCUAUGGUGUUUUGCGCAACACAUACGCCCAUGGCAUGUAUGCUUUUCAUCGGGUCGAUGAAGUGACGCUACGUCACGACGAGGCCCGCUUUGAUGCGGUGUACUUUUUUGGACCCCCCAAGCGGGCCUUGGAUCUCUACACGCAAGCCACUGGGCGGCCAUUCAUGCCCCCGCUAUGGGGUUUGACGCUGGGGGACUCUGACUGCUACAAUUCCCACAACCGCACCACCAAGGACGUGGUCAAGGUGGCCCAGGCAUACGAUCGACACCAAAUGCCCGGGGGCUGGAUGAUCAUGAACGAUGGCUACGGGUGUGGAUAUGAGGAUCUGGAGGCGGUGAUUGCAAGCCUGCACCGCUUGGGCAAGUAUACGGCGCUGUGGACCUCAACGGGCUUGGCCAAUGCCACCUGGGAGAUUGGAACGGCUGGUAGCCGAGGCAUCAAGACCGAUGUGGGCUGGGUCGGUGCUGGCUAUCGAUUUGAGCUUGAUGCCGUCAAACUGGCCACCUCGCUCAUUGAAAACAACUCAAAUGCGCGCCGCUACAUUUGGACCGUCUGUGGUUGGGCGGGCACACACCACUACGCCGUCAUGUGGAACGGGGACAAUACUGGGAGCUGGGAAUACAUUCGCUUCCAGAUUCCCACUGUUUUGGGAUCGGCCUUUUCAGCCCAAGCGUAUACAAGCGGAGAUGUUGAUGGCAUUUUUGGAGGUGCCCCAGAAACGUAUGUCCGCGAUCUGCAGUGGAAGGUGUUUUUGCCAGUCCUGAUGACCAUGUCUGGGUGGGCUACCUACAACAAGCAGCCAUUUGUAUUUGGUGAACCCUACACGUCCUACAACCGAGAUGCACUUGACCUCAAGAUGCGCCUACUGCCAUAUCAGUACAGUUACUCGUACCAGGCAUAUUUGACGGGUUUAGCCAUGGCCCGGCCGUUGUGCCUCGAGUUUCCGGCCGAGACGCAGUUGUUGAAAUCCAACAACGUGACAGACUACCUAUUCAUGAGCGGAGAGUGGUUCUUGGUUGCCCCGAUGUAUGAGAACAGCACGCACCGCAAUGACAUAUACCUGCCAGGCGCCACGACGGGCGACUCGUGGUUUGACUAUUGGAGCCGUGUGCAUUACAAGGUAGCUCAGUGA